This is a messenger RNA of Quercus lobata, 753 nucleotides long. RefSeq lists its product as uncharacterized. The record is from RefSeq and is a predicted model, not a curated record. The transcript is spliced from 2 exons. Lineage: Eukaryota; Viridiplantae; Streptophyta; Magnoliopsida; Fagales; Fagaceae. The coding region runs from base 1 to 753 and encodes 250 amino acids.
AUGUUAAAAAAUUUAAGGAAAGCAACGGUGCAAGAAGCUUCUUGCAGCCUAGGAGUCUUGUCAGCUACAAGGAUUGCCUCGUGGGAGACAUCCCUUGAUGGAACUUUUGAGAAAGCAUUCAAGUUUGACAGAGCAUGGGAGGAAGAAUAUGUGUCUGAUGCUGAUAUGGAGCCUUUGAUAGAAGGUAUGGCUAAGAUGGAUUGUGUAAACUUAGGUAGAGGUUUUUUCUUGAGCAGAUUUAGUAGUUUUAAUGAUUAUGACAAAGUGCUCCGUGGGGGACCAUGGUUCAUUGAGGGGCAUUUUCUUGCAAUCAAACCAUGGGAACCAUAUUUUAAAGCUUCCGAGGCCAAACUAACUUCAAUUACGGUAUGGGUGAGGCUUCUUGAGUUGCCAAUUGAAUUUUUUAAUACAUCCGUGCUUAAGGAGAUUGGGAGUGUCAUUGGGCCGGUACUUAGGAUAGAUUCUUACAUAGCUUCUGAAACUAGAGGUGGUUAUGUGAGGCUGUUUGUUCAGAUAGACUUGGAGAAGCCACUCAUAAAUUCAAUCCGGGUGGGGAGACUGGUGCAAAGAGUUUUGUACGAAGACAUUUCCUCCUUAUGCUUUUGCUAUGGAAGAAUUAGGCAUAAACAGGAAAACUGUAGCUAUUAUGUGAAGCAGCUUGUUAAGGAGGGCGAUGGACAAGUUACUCCAAAAGCUAAUGAAACUAGGGAGGGGAGGCUCAAUCCGAUCCCAAGUAUGGGCCAUGGAUGGUAG